Molecule: messenger RNA, 629 nt
Organism: Dioscorea cayenensis subsp. rotundata (Guinea yam)
Lineage: Eukaryota; Viridiplantae; Streptophyta; Magnoliopsida; Dioscoreales; Dioscoreaceae
Product: 60S ribosomal protein L22-2-like
Exons: 2
Coding region: 65-454 (129 amino acids)
Biological process (GO): cytoplasmic translation
Cellular component (GO): ribosome
Molecular function (GO): RNA binding; structural constituent of ribosome
Source: RefSeq, a predicted model, not a curated record
CGGCACGCUGAAACCCUAAGCCCUUCUCGCCGCCAUUGCCAUUCGGAAGAGGGAGAAGGAGGAGAUGGGGCGAGUCACAGGUGGAGCGGCGCCGGCCAAGGGUGGCAAGAAGAAGGGGGCGGCGGUGUUCGUCAUCGAUUGCGCCAAGCCCGUGGAGGACAAGAUCAUGGACAUCGCGUCCUUGGAGAAGUUCCUCCAAGAGCGCAUCAAGGUCGGCGGUGGGAAGCCUGGUGCUUUUGGUGAUGCCAUCACUGUGUCCCGUGAGAAGACCAAGAUCACCGUCACCUCCGAAGGCCCUUUUUCCAAGAGGUACUUGAAGUACUUGACCAAGAAGUACUUAAAGAAGCAUAACGUUCGUGAUUGGCUGCGAGUCAUAUCCUCCAACAAAGACCGGAAUGUUUAUGAGCUGCGGUAUUUCAAUAUUGCAGAGAAUGAAGGAGAGGAAGAAGAGUAAUUAAUUUCCUUUCUGAGCAUUUAGUUCACUGAGUUGAUAUAUUCAUGGUUUAGAAGACUUAUUUUAAGAUAAUUUGCUUCUCCUCUUUGUUACUGUACUUUUCUAAAUUUAUUUUUGAUCUUGUUUUUUUAAAACUUCAUCUAUGAGUGAAUUUUAAAAUUGGACAACAUUUGCA